UCCAAAUUUCUUAACGGACUACAUCUCUACUGCCAUGACUUUCUUCCCGUCUUCUUUUUCAGUUGCUUCUUCAUAAUUCAUAGGGUCUGAAAUAGUAAGAGCAAAUUGACAUGAUGCAUAUAUGUCAGCUAAGGAUUUAUACUUUCUUGGAGGUGUCUCAUCUGAAAGUUUUUCAAGAGAAGAAUUGCUGUUUAGUGAUGCUGGAGAUGAUGAAUUUGACACACUUUCCGUUGUAGUGGAGGCACUAGGAGAUGCACUGGAGUUGACCCUUGUCUCUUCAUUUGGAGAAACUUCAACUAUUUUUCAUCAAGCUUUUGACGAAUUUGAGGAUGUUUCAAAGCAUAAGCAACACAACCAAAGAUUCGUAAAUGACUUACAGAUGGUUUCCUUCCAUGCCAUGCUUCAUAAGAAGUUUGAUUCAUAACCGCCUUUGUUGGUGAGAUGUUUAAUAGAUAAACAAAUGUUGCUACGGCUUCUGCCCAAAAUUGGUUUGGAAGUCUCCUUGCUUGUAACAUACUUCUUACCAUCUCCACAAUAGUUCGAUUUUUUCGUUCCGCAAUUCCAUUUUGUUCUUGAGUGUAGGGAACUGUUAAUUCCCUUUGGAUGCUCUCUUCUUCACAAAACAGAUUGAACUCUUUAGAUA
This is a messenger RNA of Cucurbita maxima (winter squash), 643 nucleotides long. RefSeq lists its product as uncharacterized. Lineage: Eukaryota; Viridiplantae; Streptophyta; Magnoliopsida; Cucurbitales; Cucurbitaceae. The coding region runs from base 122 to 424 and encodes 100 amino acids. The transcript has 2 exons. The record is from RefSeq and is a predicted model, not a curated record.